Messenger RNA from Glycine soja, 1224 nucleotides. RefSeq lists its product as uncharacterized. Lineage: Eukaryota; Viridiplantae; Streptophyta; Magnoliopsida; Fabales; Fabaceae. Gene Ontology annotation, biological process: meristem development; meristem maintenance. The coding region runs from base 1 to 1224 and encodes 407 amino acids. The record is from RefSeq and is a predicted model, not a curated record. The transcript is spliced from 3 exons.
AUGGAUGGCAUUACCCACAUGAAGAAUGGAGCACAUGGGUCCAUCAAAAUCCAACACAAGUAUGAACAUGUGUGGAUGAAAGCUGGGAUAGACCAAGCAAUCAAAGCUUUAACUUUUCAAAUCCAUAGGAAUGAUGAGUUGAUCAUUGAGCUUGCACAAAGGUGGUGCUCAAAGACCAAUGCGUUUGUGUUUCCAUGGGGAGAAGCAACUAUAAUAUUGGAGGAAAUGAAGGUUUGUUGGCGGUAUUUUGUUAAGGGAGCACCUAUUUCUAGCCCUCUUGUGAGUAAUGAGGAAAAGGAAAUAGAACAAGAACUUAUCCGUGCUUUUAGGAUGUUUUUCAAAUCUAAGGCCAAAAGGGCUGAUCAUAAUCCACGGAUGAAGCACUUCAUGAGUAAUGAGAGCCUAGUGGAGCAUGAGGCAAUCUUGUCGUUGUGGUUGUCGAGGUUUGUUUUCCAUGGUACAUCAUAUAGAACAAUUUUGAUAAGUGUUUCUCCUAUUGCCAUACAUUUGGCAAGAGGGACUAAGCUAGGUCUUGCUAUUGCUGUCUUAGCCAGCAUCUACAGGGAUUUGAGUUUGUUGAAUAACAAAAUUAGAAUUGUGGCGACAGUGGAGUUGGAAGUUACAUUGUGGGCUCCUUUUCAGUUGGUUCAAAAAGGUGACAACUUGAAACUGAUUUUGGACUCUGUUAGAGCUGGAAAUGGAUACAUUUGGCGCCCAUAUGAUAAUUCUCCAGCUCUCCAGCUUUACAAUGAAAAUGACAAGUGGGUAUGCAAUAAUCCCAAUUUUUAUGAUGAAUUAGAAUCCCUUGCUCAUUGCUUGAGGGUCUUAGAGUUGGUGGGUACGAAGUGUAUAGAACGGUACUCGCCAAAUCGUGUUGCUAUGCAAUUCAGGAUGGAUCAAGACAUUCCUACAAUCAAAUCCAAGGAAAGAGACAUGCAUGAUCAUUAUUUUGAAAGGAGCUCAGAACAUUUGUUACCUACAUCAUCAUCUGUGAAGAAAGAGAGCGGAGGAUUUUAUGGCCCACCACCUAGUUUUACUUCCAAGAUUAACACAGAACAAGAGGAUUUUGAUGAAGAGGGAAAAGUGUCAAUUAUUCAAUUAUCUGAUUCUUCUGAUGAGUUAGAUGUCUUGGUGAGGAAGAAGUUGGAAAUGGCAAGGCUUUGUCUAGUCCUCUAUUGGAUGUUUUUCCAUCAGCAAGUGUUGAAGGAGCAAUACGUGUGUUAG